AUGGCCCACUCCUCUUGCUGCAAGCCUACCUGCUGCAGGACCACCUGCUGCAAGACCACCUGCUGCCAGCCUUGCUGUCCCCCAACUUGCUGUGAAACUACCUGCUGCAAGACCACCUGCUGCAAACCAACCUGUGUGGUCAGCUGCUGUAGCACAUCCUGCUGUAAACCUGGCUGCUGUGAGCCUUGCUGCUGCCCCAGUUGCUGUGUCUUUCCCUGCUGCCAGCCCUGCUGCCCUCCUACUUGCUCUCAAACUACUUGCUGCAGGACCACUUGCUCCAAAAAAUCCCAUGUGACCCGCUGCUGUAGCACACCCUGCUGCCAGCCCUUCUGCUGUGUGUGCAGCUUCUGUCAGCCUUGCUGCCCAUGA
Ictidomys tridecemlineatus (thirteen-lined ground squirrel) is the source of this 369-nucleotide messenger RNA. Lineage: Eukaryota; Metazoa; Chordata; Mammalia; Rodentia; Sciuridae. The record is from RefSeq and is a predicted model, not a curated record.